AUGGCUCUCUAUCAAGACGGCUCGUACCUUGAACCAGUGCCCCGAGAGCACCCUUUGUGGGACAACAACGAUGGAAACAGAUGCGCGAACACAACGAGGGCUAGGUUUAUAAACACGGCGCUCAGCCCAUCCGCUCUACGAGCUGUUUCCCUCGUCUCUUUCUGUCUUGUUUGGUCUCUCUCGGAUUAACGGCGCACAUUACUGUUAUCCAAGUACUCGCCAGUCUCAUUGAAACUGCUCAAAGGUCGAACAACAUGGUGAACACAUUUCGGUCCAUCGCUGGCUUGGCGGCUCUCUCAAGCUUUGCCAGCGCCAAGCUCUACGAACUCCCUCAAGCCACCACUUCAUUCAACUUUCCCCUCGACCAAUUCAGCCCUCAGCCGACCAAAGCCCCGGCGUACGCUGACUUGAGGAAAAGACAAUCAUCGACGACGACCACCGUACUCGUUGCGCCAGAUAACACUUGCGGUUACAUCUCUGGGCGUGCCGGUGCGGCGUACACCUGCGGAACCGCCGCCAGCUGCAUCUUCUUCACAUCGGUGAACAGGAACACCCCCGGCCGAGUUGCCUGUUGCGACGCCAGCGACUGUGGCGCCCGCCGGACAUGCUACGAUUCUAAACAGGUCUCCUCGUCGAGUCUCUGCGAUGGUGGCUGCCUUGUUGAUCGCUUCACCUUGAAGUGCACCAACACGGCCCGGCCAUACUGCAAUACCGUUUCUUUUGCGGAUGGCAUCUUUGACUAUUGGUGCAAUACGGCAGAGAUAUCAACCCCGCAAGCCGCGACGACCACCUAUGCGGGCGGACCGGCGCGCAACUGGACCCCAUUGGCACUGACAGACGACACCUCGUCCAGCAGCGUCAUCCGGCCAGCCAGCUCUGGAGUAAUCACAGGAACCGCUAGCGGCUCGGUGUCCGCGCCCUCCAUAACCACGUCUCCUGACAACGACAAUAAUGGCGGCAUCAACAAUAACAACAAUAACAACAAAUCUUCGACCCCCGUAGGUGCCAUCGUCGGAGGCGUCGUCGGCGGCAUCGCCGUAAUCGCCCUCAUCGCCUUUGGAAUCUUCUUCAUUCUCCGCAAAAAGAAGAAGACGCAGCAACCCGGACCCGGACCUCACGGCCAGCCUCCCAUGAUGAACCAGCAGCAGCAGCAGCAGCAGCAGCAGCAGCCACCCCCAAUGGGCUACGCACCAGCACCUCAGGGCUCGCCGGCACAGUACGCCGGCCAAACGCAGACGCAUUCCUACUACGAGCCAAAGUACGACGGCCAGGGCGGAUACCCGCAGCAGAACUACGGCGACACGCCCCCUCCUCCUGGUCAACAGGGAGGCGACUACCAGCAACCCUCCUACAACGGCAACAUGGCGGUCCCCGACCGCGCGGACACCACGAGCCCCAGUGCCAUGUCCCAGGCGACGCACAGCAACCGCCUCAGCACGCAACCCGUCAGCCCGAAUCACCCGCAAGGCGGGUUCCAGCGGUUUGGCGGUGGUGGGCAGCAGCCGCAGCCGACUAUUCACGAGGCACCUGCGAAUGGUGAUGGGCACAAGGGACAGAUGCACGAGCUUGCCUAG
This is a messenger RNA of Colletotrichum phormii, 1574 nucleotides long. RefSeq lists its product as uncharacterized. The transcript is spliced from 2 exons. Bases 255 to 1574 code for a protein of 439 amino acids. The record is from RefSeq and is a predicted model, not a curated record. NCBI's taxonomy places the organism in Eukaryota, Fungi, Ascomycota, Sordariomycetes, Glomerellales, Glomerellaceae.